GACGAUUCGACGAGCGCGCGUCGCACACGUCGACGACGACGUCGACGACGACGGCGAUGCCGACGGCGACGACGACGACGGCGUCGGCGACGGACGGGACGGCGGCGAAACGACGCGAGGGGGCGAAGACGACGAAGAAGACGACGGGGAAGGCGACGACGACGGGGCAGGCGACGACGGCGCGUCGCGACGACGACGCGACGACGACGGCGACGACGACGACGGCGACGGCGACGGCGACGACGACGAAGAAGAAGACGCGAAACGGCGCGAAGAGGGACGGUGGCGUCGGUGGGGACGCGGUGAAGACGGAUUGGGCGAACGACGCGAUGGGCGACGAUCCGCGCGUCGAGGCGAAGGCGAAGGCGAACGCGCCGGCGAAGAACGGGAAGAAGACGCGCGGGAAGACGACGGCGACGGCGGCGACGACGACGCCGAAGAAGAAGGAGGCGAACGGGACGACGACGACGACGACGACGACGGGGAUGGUGAAGAAGGCGCGAACGCCGCGAGCGGAGCGAGGGGCGCCUCGCGCGGCGGCGCCGGCGGCGAAAUCGGCGACGCCGACGCGCGCGCCCGCGGUGGGACCGCCGAUGACGAUCACGCGGGGGGAGAGCGUGCAGAAGUGGUCGAACUCGACCACGCGCGCGGCUUUGCGCGUGGAGGCGUCGAUUCGGGAUUGGAUUCGCGCCGACGGCGGGCGCGAGCUCGCGCGCGAGCUGCAAGAGGCGCUCUCCUGCGGCGACGGUCACGUGACGAUGCAGGUGUGCGAAGAAAGCGGGUCAGGCGCGCUUUUCGUGGGCUUACACUGCGGCGAAGCAAAGUUUGCGCACGCCCUGCAACGCGUGCACGCUCUGGUGGAAGUGAAGCUCGACGACUGCGUGCGCAUUCGUCGACGCACGGGCGUGGCGGAUAUGCUGGAAAACGAACGAAUGAAAAUCCAGGCGGAAAUCGACGCCGGACUUCGUUGCGAAUUCACGCUCGGGUACAAGGCGAUGCAAGACUUGCUGCUCGACGGCGGCGAUAAGCUGAAUCAAGUCAAGGAGGUGUGCGACGUCGAGCGCGUCGUCGUCGAUCCUCGAAAGCGCACGAUUCGCAUCGUCGGCGCGGACGCCGCCGAAGUGUCUCGAGCGAGAGACAUGCUCGAAGUCGCGUACGAAAGCAUCGAAGACGUGCCAGAGUUGGCGUUGCGCAUGAUCAUCGGUAAAGGUGGCGCCAAAGUGAACGACAUUCAGCAGCGUACCGGAGCAAACAUCAAGGUGGACUGGGACAAAAGCGCCGUCUUCAUUCGCGGACCGCCGUCGGCGGUCAAGUCGGCGAUGAUUCUCGUCAAGUCGUGCAUCAAGACGUACGAAGUGGAACAUGUCGAAGUGACGUACGACCAACUCGACGAAGUUCGCGGCGAGCUCGCGCGUUUGGACAUGGAAUGGGGCGGAAGCCCGGUGCACUACGUCCAAGGCGGUCGCGGCGGCGGUCGCGGCGGCGGUCGCGGCGGCGGUCGCGGUCGUCGAAACGAUCGUUCCUCCACGGCGGCGUAACAAAUAUCAUUGUGUUACCCUAAACCCUAAAUAUCCGGU
Messenger RNA from Ostreococcus lucimarinus CCE9901, 1577 nucleotides. RefSeq lists its product with no specific name. Lineage: Eukaryota; Viridiplantae; Chlorophyta; Mamiellophyceae; Mamiellales; Bathycoccaceae. The transcript has a single exon. The record is from RefSeq and is a predicted model, not a curated record. Gene Ontology annotation, molecular function: RNA binding. The coding region runs from base 57 to 1538 and encodes 493 amino acids.